GGACAUUCGAUUAUUGCUGAGAUACAACGUUUGUCCGAUCAAGUCCCCGAUGAUUUCGUUAAUCCGUCGUCGAGUCGAUUCAAACCGUUGAUUUUCGAUUUUUCAUAUUUUGACGAUUUAUCAGUCGUCGAUAAAUUCAUUGAUUCGAAUGAGGAAGGUGCACAACUUGAAGAUGAAUUCUUCUUUACAUUCGAUAAGGUUAUCAAACGAUUCGGUGCUCUCUUCGAUGCGCUGGCUCAUUUCUUUGCUGAUAUCAUCGAGUGGUGCGCAAUAUUUCCACAUAUAUUUUUUAUUUUACUCAUAGUCAGUACGUACGGUAUACUGUAA
Anisakis simplex (herring worm) is the source of this 327-nucleotide messenger RNA. Lineage: Eukaryota; Metazoa; Nematoda; Chromadorea; Rhabditida; Anisakidae. The record is from the annotation of a GenBank genome assembly.